GGAGGCUGAGGAGGCUGAGGAGGAGGCCGAGCAGGAGGCAUCAUCUGCGGAGGAGAGCAGAGCGACGAGCCGCCGCUGUCCCACACAUCCAGCGAGACGCCAUGAAGACGAGCGGCAGCAGCAGAGAUCCACCUGCCGCCUGAGCCCGGAGGAAGGAUGGCGGGGGGCCGCAGGGGACUUGUGGCCCCUCAGAAUACUUUUUUGGAGAAUAUCGUGAGACGGUCGAACGAUACCAACUUUGUGCUGGGAAAUGCUCAGAUCGUGGACUGGCCCAUUGUCUACAGCAAUGAUGGUUUCUGCAAGCUGUCUGGGUACCACAGGGCAGAGGUGAUGCAGAAGAGCAGCACCUGCAGCUUCAUGUACGGGGAGCUCACAGACAAGGACACGACGGAGAAAGUGCGACUAACGUUCGAGAAUUACGAGAUGAACUCAUUUGAAAUACUGAUGUACAAGAAGAACAGGACGCCUGUUUGGUUUUUUGUGAAGAUUGCGCCCAUUCGAAACGAACAGGAGAAGGUGGUCCUGUUUCUGUGCACGUUCAGCGAUAUAACGGCCUUCAAACAGCCCAUUGAAGACGAUUCCUCCAAAGGCUGGGGGAAGUUUGCCCGACUGACUCGAGCUCUAACAAGCAGCAGAGGAGUCUUACAGCAGCUGCAGCCCACGGUCCACAAAGGAGAGAACGUCCACAAGCACUCGCGCUUAGCUGAGGUUCUGCAGCUUGGCUCAGAUCUCCUCCCUCAGUACAAGCAGGAGACGCCCAAAACCCCCCCUCACAUCAUCCUGCACUACUGCCUCUUCAAGACCACAUGGGACUGGGUCAUCCUCAUCCUCACCUUCUACACGGCCAUCAUGGUGCCCUACAACGUCUCCUUCAAGACCAAGCAGAACAACGUGACGUGGCUGGUGGUGGACAGCAUCGUGGACGUCAUCUUCCUGGUGGAUAUAGUUUUGAACUUCCACACCACGUUCGUCGGGCCCGCCGGCGAGGUCAUCUCCGACCCGAAGCUGAUUCGAAUGAACUACCUGAAGACCUGGUUUGUCAUCGACCUGCUGUCCUGUCUGCCGUACGACGUCAUCAACGCCUUCGAGAACGUGGACGAGGGCAUCAGCAGCCUGUUCAGCUCCCUGAAGGUGGUCCGGCUCCUCCGUCUGGGUCGGGUCGCCCGUAAACUGGAUCACUACAUCGAGUAUGGGGCGGCCGUGCUGGUCCUGCUGGUGUGUGUCUUCGGACUGGCUGCCCAUUGGCUCGCCUGCAUCUGGUACAGCAUCGGCGACUACGAGAUCAUCGAUGAGGAGACCAACAUCGUGCGCGAGGACAGCUGGCUCUACAUCCUGGCGGUGUCGGCCGGCUCGCCGUACCGCUUCAACGCCAGCGGCUUAGGGAAGUGGGAGGGCGGGCCGAACAAGGACUCGGUCUACAUCACCUCCCUGUACUUCACCAUGACCAGCCUGACCAGCAUCGGCUUCGGGAACAUCGCCCCCACGACGGACGGGGAGAAGAUCUUCGCCGUGGCCAUGAUGAUGAUUGGAUCCCUGCUUUACGCCACCAUCUUUGGUAACGUGACAACGAUCUUCCAGCAGAUGUACGCCAACACCAAUCGUUACCACGAGAUGCUCAACAGCGUCCGGGACUUCCUCAAGCUUUACCAGGUUCCCAAAGGCCUGAGCGAGAGAGUCAUGGACUACAUCGCCUCCACUUGGUCCAUGUCCCGGGGGAUAGACACCGAAAAGGUGUUGCAGAUUUGCCCGAAGGACAUGAGAGCCGAUAUUUGUGUUCAUCUCAACCGGAAGGUUUUCAAAGAGCAUCCGGCUUUCCGGCUGGCCAGUGACGGCUGCCUCAGAGCUCUGGCCAUGGAGUUUCAAACCAUCCACUGUGCUCCCGGCGACCUCAUCUACCACGGUGGAGAGAGUGUGGACAGCCUCUGCUUCGUGGUGUCCGGAUCUCUGGAGGUCAUUCAGGAUGAUGAGGUGGUGGCCAUCUUAGGUAAAGGUGAUGUAUUUGGGGACGUGUUCUGGAAGGAGGUGACUCUGGCUCAAGCCUGCGCCAACGUGCGAGCUCUGACCUACUGUGACCUCCACGUCAUCAAGCGCGACGCCCUGCAGAAGGUGCUGGAGUUCUACACGGCGUUCUCCAACCACUUCUCCAGAAAUCUGCUGCUCACUUAUAACCUGCGGAAAAGGAUCGUCUUCCGAAAGAUCAGUGAUGUGAAACGCGAGGAAGAGGAGCGGCAGAGGCGUAAAAAUGAAGCCCCUCUGAACCUGCCGCCGGAUCACCCGGUACGAAAACUCUUCCAGCGCUUUCGACAGCAGAAGGAGGCUCGUUUGACGACAGACAAACCACAACCAGAUGAUCACGAUAUCGAAAAGGGCCCCAUGUACGUGGACGUCCCGUUGGGGAAAACAGCCAUUCCCACGAGCAGCAUCGUCACGGUAACAGAGAGCCCAGCAACGCCCUCAUCUUCAACGCCUUCAUCCUCAACACCCUCCAAAUGUCCUCCGUCAGACAAGGCCAAGCUACAGGUGCCAGCUCCCGUCUCUCUGGUCGGGGGCCGGCCUGCUGAACCAGUUAAAGCCAAAGGGUGGGGUCGUUUCAAGGAGUCCAUGGCCAAACCCGACAACUGGAACAAAGUGUCUAAAGCCGAAUCCAUGGAGGUUUUGCCCGAACGGACAAAAGUGCACGAAUCACAGACGUCUCUAAAAAAGACGGACUCGUGUGACAGCGGUAUCACCAAAAGCGACCUGCGGCUGGACAAAGUGGGCGAGUUCCGCCUGACGCCCCAGGACCGCAGUCCCGUCCAGCCUCCGGAGACCCGGCACCCCUUCUAUCCCAUCCAAGAGCAAACGCUCCAGGCCUCGCUUCAGGAGCUCAAGCUGGAGCUGAAGGACGACCUCAUGAGCCUGAACGUUCGCAUGUCCGGCCUGGAGGUGCAACUGACAGAAGCCCUUCUGCUCCUCAAAGCGAGGCAUUCGAGCGCCGGCUCCCCGCAGCAUCUUUUUGACAUCUCCAGACCUGCUUCACCGGAACUGGGCAAAGAGGAUAUCUUCUCUUGAAAGGAUGUGCUGAGUCAUCCGGCAUCAGUUUUCUGUAAACUCAGCUAGAAUCCAGUGACUUGGAUUGCUGAGGCUGCACUGGGUGCAACCGUUUAGAUUAGGCCUCAGCGUGGUCUCUAAGAUCCACCGGCCUGUAUUGUAGGGGGUCGUACCUGUUGGCUACUGAGGGACCGUCGGGUUGAGGUCAAGGGCCAGAUUUGGGCGUCGUAACACUGAGCACUCAGGGGUUAAAAACUGAAAAUGCUUGUAUAUAAGUUCGAUUUAUUUUUCCAUUGCACUCUAAUGGUAAAAUAUAGCUUGAGUGGUAUGAAUUUAGCUUGAGUCCAAAAACCUGGUUGAGGUUUGUCGAGAACUUUGUCGUAUCCCUGUCGGAAGGCUCUAAUAGAAACAGCAUGAACCCACUGGUUUAUUAUUUGUACGAGAUUCCUUGCAUGUCACAUAAAGUAGACGUGUGCCUCAAAUUGCAGAUGGCGCAUAUUUUAUUAAUCGAGGCCGCUCGUCGAGUCAUUUGCAUUAUUUCACAGCGACAGUGGAGAGGGGACGGUUUCUUUUGCAGAUGUCGAAACAGUCUCCGAGUCAUUUCCUCCAGCGAUUGAUGAAUUCUCUUAUCAUAUCAUCUGCCAGGAUCAUAAUGAAUUAUACAACAGAUAACUCCGGCCAAGCAAUCUGAUUUUUCAAAGACAUCUCUCAGCAAAGCUUAUCAUUUCCAUAAACCAGUGGAUAAAACUGCUCCGUGAGAAAACGGAAUGCAAUUUUAACUUGUGUGGCAGCCGUCAGUUAUCUCCUCUGCAAUCUUGUCAUUCUCUUAUAUAAACACUACAGCGGGUGAUAUAUAUCUUUCUCUAUAUAUAUAAGUAUAUGUAUUGUAUGGCAGCCAUGCAUCUUAGCUUUGGUGAUGCAGAAUUAGGUGAUGCGGGUGCCGCUGCUGCUGCUGCCCCUUAUUUAACAAACUGACAUGAACUUAGUAAGGAAUGCAUUUUCUGCAUCAUGUUUCUGAAAAAGAAUUUAUUUAUGUAUUAAAAUAAAACGAGCUGUCAAAGAGUCAUCAGAGGUUUGUUCUUGGAAGCAAACCGAGAUAUGUGGACUGAUGAGUUCUGCCUUUUGAUGGCCACUGAGGUACGUUUACACCCGUUAGCAUGCACGAGUUAAUAUGUAAAACAUCAUCCCGUCACAAUAUGAGAUUCAAACUAAGAGUCAAAGAUCAAAAGUGUGAAAGUGUUUUUGAUGCAGUCACUGAUUUCUUUGUUGUUUAUUUGGAGGAACCUCCCUCUGAUCCACUGGUCCCUCACAUGUUCCCUAAAUGUGUCUUCAAACUGGGAGAAAACCACAUGAACACAACUUCAAUAUUAUCUUUUCAUUUCCUGAUUAUUUCUCGAUUAAUCAAUCACAACCACUUCACUGAGCCUUAGGGGACGUCCUCAAAUUGCUUAAUUUGUCUGAUCAUCAGUUGAAAGUUAUUUAAUUUACUCAGUGAGUCCUCACAUAUGAGAAACUACAACCAAAGGUUUGGUGAAGAAUUAUUGGAUUAAAAUGUAGUUGCUGAUUCAUUUUGUUUUUAUUGAUCCUGAUAAAUUAAUUUAUAGAAAGAAAUGCAAACUUUCAUGUAACUUAAUUACUCAAGAAUGUAUAAAAACAUAAUUCUAAUUUAUUUUAUCUUCCCCAUGCAUCAAAAAUACAGAGAAAUCCAGUCAAAAAUAAACUAAUUCAAUGUUUAAGAAGCACCAAUAGUUAUUAUUUCCAAAUUUCACCACUUUCUAUUUAAAUUAACAUUGUGUUAUAAAUUUGAACUUUGUUUCACCACAAUUACACAAUAACAAAAUAUAUAUUUCAAAUUCUCAAAAAUUCUCAAAUCUCCAAUGACAUGAUUCACCUCAUAAAUAUAUUAAUAUAUCUGUAUCAUCAGUGUUUUAACAACAAUCAACAAAAGCCUAAUAAGCCAAUAAAAAUAUGCUAUCAAACUUUAAUUAAAGUCACAGGUUCUGGUUUUCAGCAAUAAUUAACAAAAGUGUAAUAACAUUCAAUAAAUAUUUAUCAUUUCUGAACCAAUCAAACUAUCAACUACAGUUUCAUAGAUUGAUGGUUUAUGUAGAUUGCUAAUAAUAAAUAUCAGAAUAAAUGAAUUGCAGUCAUUCAUAUACUGUAUUAUUUUGUAUCACUGAUUUAAACUGCAGUUAUAUAUUAUAUUUUAUUUCCUUAAACCAAUACAAAGCUGUGCAGAAGUCAAAGGCUCCUCUGGAAGAAGCUUUGCUGCUUCCUGCUCGACUCUAUCUUUAGUUUACAGUAGAAAUAGUCUUUUCAACUGGCGAGAACCAAUAACCACUAUUAUAUAAUAUUUAUUAUUCAUAUGGAUAAUUUAUGUUCCCCACAUUCCUUCUUUCUCAACGAGACAAAAGACAAGCUGAGAGGAAAAGAGGUUUUUAUCCUCCGACACAUUCUGUCCCGUCCGUUUCCAUCAAACAUUCAUCCGACUAAAAAUAAAUGGGCAUGUCAUCACAAAAGUGAGGAUUGGUUUGGGUUAGAGGGAGAUUUCACAUUAUUAUUACAUGAUCACUUCACUGCUCCACUUGUGACUGAGACUGACAGAGCACUGAGUUCAGCAAACACUUGAAACUGAUAAGAAAAUCUGUUUGAUAUCUUACGACGACACUGAAUCCAUCAGUUGUGGGUUUGCACUGUAGCUUGAUAUAUUUAUAUGGACGAUAUGUCUCCAUUUCCUCCUCACUUCUGAAGUUUGGAGUCAUUUGGGGUCGUAUGGCCGUCCCGCCAAUCAUGAGCUGUCAAUCAUGAGUCAGCCGCAGCUGUCAAUCAUGACGUUCGACCCCGUUUCAAAGCAGCAAAUUAAUCAAAACCAAAUUUACCAGAAAGAUGAAAACUUGAACAAACACCAGUGUGACAAGAAUGACCCAAAAUCACAGAAACCAUCUUUGUGAAAAAUGUACUUUGACUUUUUAAUGUGAUACAUGUCCCAUCUGCUAACGAGGAGGAGGCAGGGUCUAUGACUUACACUGAACCCAUCCACCAGGGGGCGAUCCAGAUUGUUUUGGUUAACUUUUGGGAGCUGACAUGAUGGUCAAAUUUGUAAAUCUCUGAAUGUCACACAAUUUAACCACAUGACAAACUGAGGAAAUACAUUAAACUUUUACUGAAUUAAUGCAAACUGAUAAAUUGCUGAAUAUUGUUAUUUAUUUGAUUCCAUCCAACGAAUUUCACAUAGAAUUUUUUUUUUUCAACCGAUUGUUACAUGAAGUUAAGGUGGAAUAAUUUAAUUUGAUCCACAACCAAAUGCUGUUUCACUUCACCAAUGACACAGAUGAAUGACAUAGUUGAUAUUUGUAAUUAUAUUUUGUAACUUAUUUAAUUCUGUGAUGGUUCUAUUUAAAUGUUAACGUGUAAUUUUCUUCUUCUUCGAAUUCUUUACAUUUUUUAGUAUCCAACAGGAACUAAACCAGAUCAAAUUAUUUUCAUAAUGAAACAAAGAUAAAGCAGGUAAAGGAAACUUAACUUAACUUACUUUACACUUCACUAAUACAAUGGGAUGUAGGUUGACUCUAAAAUCCAGAAACAAGCUCAUUGAAAGCAAUAUGUCGAACUGUUCCGUAACAUUUACAAACAAAAACUGACGAAAUAUCUAGAAAAGUGAAAAGAACUUUUACAUUACUGCACCAACAUGUCGUUGAUAAUAUUAAAAUACCUUUUUAUUAUAGAAGCAUGCAACACUGUGCCUUCAUUAUAUCGCCCCACCUCCAGAAAAGCAGUGUGACAUAUCUAAACCUCUUCUUUGGAAUGAUUUGAAAACAGAAAUAUUUUUGUGGUCAGCUCUUCAUAGCUGCCUGGUUAUAAAACCAUAUAGUAUAUAAACAGUAUAAACUACAGCAACGGGAUGUAGGUGCAAUCUAACAUUUAGAAAUAAGGGACUUGAGAGCAAUAUGAGAGAGAGAGAGAGAGAGAGAGAGAGAGAGAGAGAGCUAUAAGCAGAUGAUCAUUAUAACCAUUUCUUCUCUAUUUCUCAUGCAGAUAAAAAACUGGAUGAAUAUAAAGUAAAGAAACAAACAUAUUACUGAUUCAAAGAUAAAGUAACAGAAACUGUGCCGUGGUCGUCUCAUUGGUUGAGAUGAAAGCAUUAUUCUCUACACACACACACAAACACACACACAGGUCCAGCCAUUACACACUGUGGCAGUUUACAAACCUUGUACAAGUAACACACUUAUGUUGGAAUGAUUCUGUCCGGAGGCUUUUCGAUCCACGUUAGCGGUUCAUCACUACAAGUGGUAUUUAUAUACAUAUAUAUUGUGAACAGGGGGGAAUGGGGGAAGUGGUCUCGGACUGUCGGGCUCUAUAUGCACUGAUCACCUUGCAGUGAUUGUUGAAGCAGUUCGGAUCUGAUGUGUGUUCUCUGUAAUAUGCACAUGCCUCCACGCUCACAUGUCACGGGAUGAGAAAUGUACAAGCACAAUGGGAACUCUUUGUAAUGAACUGUGACAAACUGUGCUCUUCAUAAUAAACAUUUUGUAUGUUGA
This is a messenger RNA of Hippoglossus stenolepis (Pacific halibut), 7571 nucleotides long. RefSeq names its product potassium voltage-gated channel, subfamily H (eag-related), member 1a (gene kcnh1a). Gene Ontology annotation, biological process: potassium ion transmembrane transport; regulation of membrane potential. The transcript is spliced from 12 exons. Gene Ontology annotation, cellular component: membrane. Gene Ontology annotation, molecular function: delayed rectifier potassium channel activity. The coding region runs from base 157 to 3051 and encodes 964 amino acids. NCBI's taxonomy places the organism in Eukaryota, Metazoa, Chordata, Actinopteri, Pleuronectiformes, Pleuronectidae. The record is from RefSeq and is a predicted model, not a curated record.